This is a messenger RNA of Cadophora gregata, 999 nucleotides long. RefSeq lists its product as uncharacterized. NCBI's taxonomy places the organism in Eukaryota, Fungi, Ascomycota, Leotiomycetes, Helotiales, Ploettnerulaceae. Bases 1 to 999 code for a protein of 332 amino acids. The record is from RefSeq and is a predicted model, not a curated record. The transcript is spliced from 3 exons.
AUGGCGAAACCACAGCCCCCAAAUCGCAACUUGACUCCCCUAGCAGAAGCAAUCCAAGUCUUCCCCGUCCCAGGAAACAACUCCCUCUUCACCGCAACGAUAGCCUGGGACUGGUGUGGAGCCUGGGCAGCACACGGCGGCUACCUCCUCGCCCUCCUCCACUACACCGCAAAGUCAUACAGCCUCCUCACAAACCCCUCCAGCCCACACCCGCAUGUUCUAAACUCACACAUCCAAUUUCUGCACCCGGUUCCUCCAUCUUCCUCUAUCCGUCUCACAGUUCGCCCUCUGAAUAUCAGCUCUCGCAUCUCAGUCCUUCAAAUCGAACUACAAACCUCCUCCUCUUCCUCUUCACCCACAUCCGCAGAACCCCCCAUCUGGAAAACCCACACCACCAGCAUCCUAACUAGCACCAACCUCACCCUCCCUCUCUCAAAAAAUCUCAACCUCACCUUUCCCACCCGCCCAUCCAUCCCGCUGUCCCAAAUCCCCAACCGAGAAACUGACUGCGAGGAACUAACCCACCCAGCGUUCUUCUCAAACGUAGCGCCUUGUAUCUUGAAGUUUACAGGGUGGGUAGUGAAGGGCUCGUAUGGAGUGGAUUUGAGGCUGAGUGAUAGGUUUGGGAGGUGUACGAAGGAUAUUUGGUAUAGGAGGGGGGAUGGGGAGGACUGGGAUUUGGAGAGUUUGGGGGUUUUGUGUGAUUUUAUCGACGGCGCCCCCGCAAAUUGGAGUCCCCAUCGCAAAGACCUGCAAGUCGGAGUUCGUUUCCCAACCCUAUGCAUGACCUCAGAAAUCAAGAAAGACCCCAAAGGUCUCAAAUGGGUGUUCAUGCGUGCGAGGUCAUUAAAAAUCGAGAACGGGAGGUUUGACUCCCUGGUGUAUAUUUGUGAUGAGCAGGGUGAUUUGCUGGCUUUCUCUAAACAUGUCUCGCUUAUCAUAGAGGGGAAAUAUCUGACGGAGCAUUCGGAGGAGGUGGGCAGGGUGUUUAAAUUGUGA